Amoebophrya sp. A120 is the source of this 308-nucleotide messenger RNA. Lineage: Eukaryota; Dinophyceae; Syndiniales; Amoebophryaceae. The record is from the annotation of a GenBank genome assembly.
GAGAAAACGACCCCUGCCAAUGCCACGAAAGCGUACAACUACAACAACACUACGAGCACCCAGAAUUGCCUGCAUCGCUUACAAAACUUCGAGCUACCGCCCCAGUUUCAAAACUCUCGAUUUCAUCCCGAUUCGCAUCUUCACGCGAAGGGUAUGGGCCUCACCGAAUUUCUGACGAAACGGAGAGGGUCCUUCCUUUUCGCUCUAGGCAUCAGUUUCUUACUCUUUCAUUUGCGUGUUUUCUCUUCCUUCCCUCGCUGCCACAGAAAAAUCUAACGACCAAUACAAAUUAUCUUUUUCAUAAUUGA